This is a messenger RNA of Apodemus sylvaticus (European woodmouse), 1810 nucleotides long. RefSeq names its product GID complex subunit 8 homolog (gene Gid8). The transcript is spliced from 5 exons. Gene Ontology annotation, molecular function: protein binding. Gene Ontology annotation, cellular component: cytoplasm; nucleus. The coding region runs from base 387 to 1097 and encodes 236 amino acids. The record is from RefSeq and is a predicted model, not a curated record. NCBI's taxonomy places the organism in Eukaryota, Metazoa, Chordata, Mammalia, Rodentia, Muridae. Gene Ontology annotation, biological process: positive regulation of canonical Wnt signaling pathway; proteasome-mediated ubiquitin-dependent protein catabolic process.
CCUGUGCCCGCUAGGCUGCCCUGCCGAGGGUAUCCGAAGCCCGAGGCAAGAGCGGGAAUCAGAGCGAUCAGUCCUGCCCUCCACGGCCCGGUUCCGGAGCGGGAGGUCUGGAGGCCGCGCUGUUAGUCGGGGUGCUGCCGGGACCGGAAUAGUUACUGCAAAUGUUCGCAUGUCUCUGCGAUUACAGGCUAAGUGAAGGGGACAGCGAAAGGUGAAGACGCAGCUAAAAGUCGUCCUCGGGGCUUAGGAUGCACCCCCGUCGACUGUGUAACCGCUGAGUUUUGAGACAACUGAGUCCUGUAGAAACACUACCCCCUGUGUCUGUCCUCAGCUUUGCUUAAUAACCUUUCCCAGCGCCAAGUGGAAAUCGAGAGAAAUAAAUCACAAUGAGUUAUGCAGAAAAGCCGGAUGAAAUAACCAAAGAUGAAUGGAUGGAAAAGCUCAAUAACUUGCACGUUCAACGAGCAGACAUGAACCGACUCAUCAUGAACUACCUAGUCACAGCAGUGAAGAUAGUUUUCUUUUCAGAGGGCUUUAAGGAAGCAGCAGAGAAGUUUCGGAUGGAGUCUGGGAUCGAACCAAGUGUGGAUCUAGAAACACUUGAUGAGCGAAUCAAGAUUCGGGAGAUGAUUCUGAAGGGUCAGAUCCAGGAGGCCAUCGCAUUGAUCAACAGCCUCCACCCAGAGCUCCUAGACACAAACCGGUAUCUUUACUUCCACCUGCAGCAACAACACUUGAUUGAGCUUAUCCGUCAGCGUGAGACAGAAGCAGCAUUGGAGUUUGCCCAGACGCAACUGGCAGAGCAGGGUGAGGAAAGCAGAGAAUGCCUCACAGAAAUGGAGCGUACAUUGGCCUUGCUGGCCUUCGAUAGCCCUGAGGAGUCACCUUUUGGAGACCUCCUGCACAUGAUGCAGAGGCAAAAGGUGUGGAGUGAAGUUAACCAGGCUGUUCUGGAUUAUGAGAAUCGAGAGUCCACACCCAAGCUGGCAAAAUUACUGAAACUGCUACUUUGGGCUCAGAAUGAGCUAGACCAGAAGAAAGUAAAAUAUCCCAAAAUGACAGACCUCAGCAAAGGUGUGAUUGAGGAGCCCAAGUAGAGCUUGUGCACGGACCCAGCGCUGGCAAUGGGCACAGGACUCUAUUCCGGCUGUGAUGGGCAGAUUGUCACCGCAGUAGAGAACCUUUCCCCCUGUACUUUUCUUUGGCCCCCAUUGUUUAAAAGGAGAAAAUGGCCCUUUUAAACACUGGCAAACCCAUGAUGGAAGACACCAUCUCUGCCACACCCUGUUUCCUGAGAGCUGCACCCACUGCAGUUGACGAUCCCCGUGCUUCCGGAUUGCUGGUUCCAGAAGACGUGUUUGCCACCACGUGCUGCACUGCUAGGGAGUGUCAUCUCAGCUAAAGGCCUCACACGGGACAGCACGUGAACAGUACUGAUGUGCUUUUGCUACCUGCUACAUGCAGGCAGGCAGGGUUUUAUCUUCCUAGUCUCACCAGACCGUCAUGGUUUUCCUUACCCCUUCUUUUCUUUCUUUUUCUUCCUCUUGUUCCUUCAUAGGAAAGAAUAUAUAAAUUUGUAAAUCUUAAUUCAAAGAUAACUUUUGUGUGGGUAUUGAGUUUGGUUUGUUUUUUUGCCUUUGGUGUGGGAUCUGUGUGUGUAAGGGGUGAGACUGGGUUUUUUUAUUUUAAAUUUUUAAAAUAUAUUUUUGGUGCUGUAUGUGAUGAGAGACUCAUUCAUAGUGGAUCAAUGAAUAAUCUCUUGUAGGCAACUUUAUUUGAAAAUAAAGAUUUCCUUUUACUUCCAGAAUAA